Paramecium octaurelia is the source of this 1704-nucleotide messenger RNA. The record is from the annotation of a GenBank genome assembly. NCBI's taxonomy places the organism in Eukaryota, Ciliophora, Oligohymenophorea, Peniculida, Parameciidae.
AUGGAAGAUUUCUAUGAUUAGUUUAAAGAGUUUUACGAUAAAGUGAAUAGCAUCACGAAUGUUAGAUUCGCCUAUAUGAAAGAAUUGUAUAAUCUGGGAUUAGAACAAUUCCCUGAAAACCUCGAGAUUUUAAACUUUUAACAGAACAACUAAGGCAGCAUCCAGACGGGGAACACCAAAUUAAAAAAGAACUGGUCAGAUGAGGAUAAAAGGGUCUUGAUAUGGAUUAUCGGAAAAUACAUGGCCUAUCAUAAAAGAGAUUUCAAAUAAAUUGUAAUGUUUUCAACUCUAACCAUUUCUUUAGUGUGAAGAAGAUUGGCAGAACAUAUCAUCGAUGAUGUUGCGAAGAGACUCCUUCUAGUGCAAACAGAAGUGGCUACAAAUGUUGAAGUUGCCUCUUCAAUAAGCGCCCUGGGGACAAAAUGAAGAUGAAGCCUUAGUUAGGAUAAUAAGUGAGUUUUAGGCUCAGAACAAAGGGAAUAAAUGGAGUCAAAUUGCUACUGAACUCAAUAAAACUACAGGUCUUAAUGUUCACAGAAAUGGUAAGUAAUGUCGAGAGCGGUGGAAUAAUCACCUCAACCCCUCCAUAAAUAGGUAUAUAAUCCAUAAUAAACCAGGAAUCCUUGGCAAUAAUUGGAGGAUUUGGAACUUAUGAGAUUGGCCAUUUAAAAUGGAAAAAAGUGGGCAUUAAUUUCCAAAAAAUUGAAAUUACAGAGAAGCGAAAACAAUGUGAAAAAUAGGUUUAAUUGUUUGAUGAGAAAGGAGAAGAGCGGCAAAAAUAUACCUUAAUCCUAAGAUGAAAGUGAUAACGACAAUUAGGAAUCCUAUAUGUCUGAUCCUUCAGCUGAAGAGUUAAGUCCAGAAGAGAUUAAGCAAAUCCAAGCCAUAAUCAAGAAGAUAGAAUGGAGGAUGAAACAAGAUGGCACUACUUAUGAGAUCAAGUAGGAACAUCAAGAUCAGGUGUCCAAAAAGGUCUAAUUAGAUCGACGAGCUCUAAAAUCGAAAUAACAAUUAUAGAAUAAUCCCAAUAACAACAAAGUCUAAAAUGUUAAUAACUUUAAUAAUAUCAACAUUAAUAUUGAAAACUUCACGCCUUCCACUUUGAAUUAGCAUGGGAACAAUAAUAGUAAUCAAAUCUAAUUCCAAGUGUUGGAGUACAAUUAAAAUGAAGAUUAGAGCUAAUUAUCUUUCUGUUUGGUAAACAGAGACAAAGGAUUUAUCUAUUUUUUAAAUUAAGAACAAUUCAACAAUUAUGUUAACACUUAAAAUCAAAUCAGCAAUAACCAAUUAAUGAAUAUACCCAGUUUUUUGGCAGCCUAACCAGUAAACAGUAAUAUGAACUAUCAAAACAACAUUGUUCUGCAUCCAUAGGUCGAGCUCAAUCAAUAACAAAAUCCAUAGACGAAUAAUUUUGAUUGUCUUUCCGAUAACUAAAACCUCAAUUCCUUUUAUUUAAUGCACAGUUAAGUGAAUUUGAAUUUUAAUUAACCCAGUUAAGUGAAUUUUAAUUAGCCCAGUUAAGUUAAUUACAAUCAAAUGCCCCCCACUCGAUCUUAACUGAAUUUGCCAAAUCACUUAUAUAACAAUUUUACUUCCAACCCACAAUAUCUCGCUAACUUAAAUUAUCAUGUGACUUGCUAUCAGUAACCACAACAACCUUAGAUGAUGUUUUAAUCGCAACCUAGUGACAGGCUAGAUCUUUGA